Pyrgilauda ruficollis (rufous-necked snowfinch) is the source of this 5622-nucleotide messenger RNA. RefSeq names its product Rho GTPase activating protein 19 (gene ARHGAP19). The record is from RefSeq and is a predicted model, not a curated record. Gene Ontology annotation, biological process: regulation of small GTPase mediated signal transduction; signal transduction. The transcript is spliced from 12 exons. The coding region runs from base 1444 to 3015 and encodes 523 amino acids. Gene Ontology annotation, cellular component: cytoplasm. NCBI's taxonomy places the organism in Eukaryota, Metazoa, Chordata, Aves, Passeriformes, Passeridae. Gene Ontology annotation, molecular function: GTPase activator activity.
UCUCCCACAUUGGGCUUGCCUGGAGGCUGCCAGGAGCAGCACUGUGGCACAGAGCAGUGGGGCACAUGUGCAGUAGGGCUGAGAUGUGGAGCUGCCCUAGAACAAAGCCAGAGAGGCUGAAGUCCUUACAAUCAGCUUUCUUUACCAAAUUCCUUGGCAGACUCUUCUGCCCAAAACCAUGGCCAGGGGAUCUGUGCCAAGCAGAAAGUGACUGCCAUUUGACCGCUGGACACUUUCCCCAUAUCAGCCAUGCCUAAUGGCAGGGCAGAAACAGUUCGCUGCAAAUUUCUUCAAACUGGCUGGAAAACUGCUACAGCAAACCUCUGUGCCUUGCCAUUUCUCUUACUUUGAGAGCUGAGAGAAGUCCUUUGCUCUGGCCACUUCCUGCCAGCUAGACCUGAGCAGCAUGACUAAUCCUGAACCUUUUUAGCUGCUCAGCCCUGUCACAUUGGGCUGAGCAUCAGGUUUUGCUCAGCUACUUCUACGCUGAGUGAAAAAGAUGGUGUUUAGCCAAAGUGUGCUGAAGAGAGCAGGGCUGAGGGUAGUGGAUACCGGUCCCUUUGCUCACACUGCAAAGAACGUGUGUUGGUGAAUGUAGAUGGCUUUCCCUUCCUCUUUCAUAUUAAAAAGCCUUCAGCCCUCUGUAAUUUCCUAUUGUGGCAGCUUACAUGCUGCAAUUGCAACGCUUCUCAGUUCUGUAAUAAGCUAAAGGGAUUGUUCUUGUUCAGCCUCUUACUGCAGGCUUCUUUCUGGAGGCUGCAAAUUCAGUUUUGUGGCUUUCUUAUGCUUGGGUUUUUUGUUUUUUUUUUUCCCCCAAGAUCCUUUUAAAAGCCUGGGAUGGAGGAGGAGCUCUUGUAUUGACACUGGUCGAGCCUUGUCUGGAAUGCUGUUCCCUGUGUGCUGUCCCUGUGUGCUCUCAGUGGGACCCUUGAGCUCCAGGGCCAAGUUGAGGUGCUGCUGCUCGUCCUGCCAGAAGGCAGCUCACAGCCUGGCCUACAGGAGCAGGCUUCUCCAGCAGCACCUUGUGACCAGGCACUGCACCAUCUUCCUCUGCUGCCUGCAGCAUGGGCCUGAUGAUGGGCCCCCUGAGAGCAGGACAGGGGGAGACAGGCAGCAGUCACCUUCUGAGACACCAACACCUGUAACCUGAGGCUCUAGACCCACCAGAGCUGUCUGUCUUCCUGCUUUCCCUUCUCUCCUUGGGGACAGGGCCUGGAGGAGGCUGUAGCUAAUUUAUUUGGGAGCUCCAGCUUACUCACUCUAUUGUUCUUUAUUUGCAUGUUGUUGCUUCAAUUAGUACAUGCCUGCAUGGAACAGAAGAGUUUUACUAGCACAGAGGAUGGUGUUCACCUGAGCCAGAGUCCAGAGAACGGAUUCUACUGCAACAACAUCUUGUUAAUCAGCUAAUUAAUCAUGUAAUGCAAUGGAAACCUCGGUGAGGAGAUGUCAUCCUGCCUGAGAAGGCUGGCUGUGAGUCAAGCCUGCUCCCCACCAGCAGCUGCCCCUGGCAGGGAGCAGAGCUGCAGCUUGGGGACCCUCAGGAGCCUGAGCACGUCUCUGACAUGGGGCAGUGAUGCCAUCUGCAAUUUUGUCAUCUGCAAUGACUCCUCCCUCCACAGCCAGCCGAUCAUCUUCAAUCCCGACUUCUUUGUGGAAAAGCUGCGCCAUGAAAAACCAGAGGUGUUCACAGAGCUGGUUGUCAGCAACAUUACCAGGCUCAUUGAUUUGCCUGGGGCAGAGCUGGCCCAGCUAAUGGGAGAGGAGGACCCAAAGCUGCCUGGGGCAAACAGCACAGCCUCUGGAUUUUUUCGUUCUCUGAUGUCUCUGAAGCGCAAGGAGAAGGGGGUGGUGUUUGGCUCACCACUGACAGAAGAAGGCAUUGCACAGGUUUCCCAGCUGAUCGAGUAUCUGCACAAAAAUCUAAGAGCAGAAGGCUUGUUUCGAGUGCCAGGCAACAGCAUCAGGCAACAGAUCCUAAAGGAUGCUCUGAACAGUGGUACUGAUAUUGACCUGGACUCUGGGGAGUUUCAUUCCAAUGAUGUGGCCACUCUACUUAAGAUGUUCCUGGGUGAAUUACCGGAGCCGCUGCUGACGCACAAGCACUUCCAUGCCCACCUCAAAAUUGCAGACUUGAUGCUGUUUGAUGAGAAGGGGAAUAAGACCAGCACUCCAGACAAAGAGCGCCAAAUUGAAGCCCUCCAGCUGCUGUUUUUGAUCCUUCCCGCUCCCAACCGCAGUCUGCUCAAACUGCUGCUGGACUUGCUCUACCAGACGGCCAAGAAGCAGGACAAGAACAAGAUGUCUGCCCACAACCUUGCCCUCAUGUUUGCACCCCACAUCCUAUGGCCCAGAAAUGUGACAGCAAAUGACCUUCAGGAAAAUAUCACAAAGCUAAACAAUGGAGUGACCUUCAUGAUCAAACAUUCUCAGAAACUCUUCAAGGCUCCGGUGUACAUCCGGGAGUGUGCCAGGCUACACUAUCUGGGAUCCAGAGCCCACACAUCAAAGGACGACCUGGAUUUGCUGACGUCUUCUGGCUCCAAGGAGCUGCAGCCCCUCAAGUCUCAGAAGCGAAGCCGGCUGGACUCUUGCCAUCAGGAGGAGACCCAGCAGCGCACGGAGGAGGCACUGAAGGAGCUCUUCCUCCACGUCCACAACAUGCCUGACUCUGCAAAGAAGAAGAAGCUUAUCCGGCAGUUUAAUAAGCAUCCAACAGCUCUGACUCCUGGCUCUGACGUGCCCACAUCCCCAGCACCACGACGCACCCGCUCGCGCUCCUUCAGCGGCCUCAUUAAGCGGAAAGUUUUGGGAACUCCAGUUAUCCUGGAGAGGAAGAGCAGGGAUUCCACACCAGAGCCUGUGCGGGUCAGCAAAGAGAACGUCCAACUGUUACAGAAAUGUGGCUCUCCAGCUCAUAUGUCCCAGGCGAAGCUCAAGUCUUUGGAAGGCCAGAAAGAGGGAUCCUGCAGACGCAUGCGAGCCCGCCUGCUUUCCAAGGAUUCAUCAUCCCUCUGAAUCGCCUCAGCCCAUGGGUGGGGAUUGCCCAGCCCCGCAAGCUGUGAAGAGAAAAUGUGCUGCACUGAGAGGGGAGUGCUGCAGGCUCACAGCAACCCUCACCAACACAGCAGCGCUCCUGAAACUGGACCUUUGCAAGGAUUGCAGGGAUUUGUUUCUGUAUAUAAAUUGUAUUUCAUUCUACUAUGGGGCAAACCACUAUCUAACCAAAACUUGUGCAGCAUGUCUGACCUGCUGGCUCUGGGAAGAGCUGGAGUGCUUGCUUGCAAGGAGAGCCCUGUUCAUUGCAGGGCCCUGUGUGCACUCCCAGCUUUCUUGUAAUGUUGCUAGGCUGUAUUUUUUUGCUUUUCUGCUCCAAGUUUUUAACACAUUGGCUUGUUUUUGCUUCCUUCCCCUGUUAGCAGUGAGAAUGAUGGGUUGUAACCCCUACCCACAUCCUGACAUCCAAGCUUGCCUCCAGUCUUGCUCUGGAGGCAUGCCCUUCUCUGCUUCUUCUUGGUUCCAUUUUGCUCUGCUGUUUCCAAAGGCCUGAAGUGCACAAACGGUAAAGGGCAUGGGAUGAGCCUGGAAGGAGAGGCUCUGGGUGCCAUCUUUUCAAGUAGGACCAGGGAAAAGCAGCUUCCCCAAUAAACUCAUCCCUCUAUUUUACCUUGAGCUGGAGGCAGCCCUUGCUCAGUGCCUUCGUGUUUCAGUGGUACAGUUCUGAACAAGGAGUGUCUUGGCUUUGUGUUCACCCAGGGAGGUUUAAGCUGAGGAGAGGAGGAGGCUGGCAAAGGCUGUCUGGGGCAGAACAGCCUAAUCUUUGGAAGUUAAGGUGCCUGGGGCAGGCAGAGUCUUGUGGCUCUGUGUGAAAGAGGAAAACGAGGUGAGAGAGGGCUCCAUCCAUUUGUGAUCUGCUGCAAAUGGUGCCAAAGGCUUUGGCUCAAGAUAUGUGGAUGGCUGGUAGGGCAACUGGCUGAUUAGUCAUUAAACUGGGGGAAAGGGCUGAAGCUGGGUUCAGCUCUUUGGUCUGAGCUGCAGAAAUGAGAUGAAACCUUCUAGAUACAGGAUAAACCCCAAUCACAGCUGGCCAAUGUCAGCAGUCUCCUUAAGCCAAAGUGCUCCAGUAAGCCAGUCUUGCCAAGAACCUGUCUGCAAGCACUCUGAGGUAGGAUACACACAGGGUUGCUACUGUGAAAUAAAGAUUUAAUCAGCUGGGGGACCAUCUAAACACUUCUCAGCCCUUCUCAGCAAAGUAAAUAAUCUCUGGAAUCCAAUUAUAUUUGUCUUCUAAUCUUUAAGAACCAGCAGCCAGCAGGAGUUAGAGCUCUGCUCUUGACAGCUUUCUGAAACAACUGGUGGCAGGAGGUGUGAAUAUUGGGAUAUGAACAGGGAGUUCAGUCUGAUUGGCUGGAGCUGUCAGAACGGGCAUUGGAGCCUGUGCAACUUAGCUGGAAUUUGUCACUUUUUUUAAUUGUGAUUUUUUUUUUUUUUUAAGACACAAAUCCUCAUGCUGCUCGGUACAAAGGGUGGUUUUUGGUACUUUAUCAGGGAUGCUUGUCUUCAGUCUGACCCCAGUUGGAGCCUUGAAAAUAUAGGGGUAGGGGGACUGUAGAUGUGUGAGUUGGGAGUUGCUGGUGUCAGGAGCCUCUGUCACAGCAAAGAGCGAGCUGUGGUUCUUCAGGGACCAGACUGAUGGUGAUGCUGUGAGGAAGGGCAGAGGCUGUUUGUUGUGGUAGUUGUAUGUGCUUUUUGGAUGUGUCUGUAAUCAUUCCCUCCAGAGGCUAAAGCUGUCUGUGUGCAUUUCUCCAAAGGAGCCCCUGUUUUUCUGACUGCAUUUCUGCCCUGUCCCUGCAGCCUGCUGUUAGCAGAGACUUGGGAAUCUCAGCUUUGCCUCUGAGCAGAGAUGAGGCACAGACAAAGGUCAAGUGACAGCACAGGGAGAGCUGGGUCUGCUUCUGCUAUCUCUGCUCUUACUUGCAUUGGGGUAAUUGCUGCAUGAACCAUUUGUUCACUCCUCCUCUCCCCAUUGUCCCUACCUGGCAUAUCUCAUACCUCUCUGUAUGGGUGACUGCUUGCCAAGGCAGUCUUGUACCUGACAUUAAAUACACUGCUCCCAUAUAGAUGAGACAAAGGUAACUCUCCACUGUCCCCCCUUACUGAUGGCUCUAGCUCAGGGGCUCUGGCUUCUGGCACAGCUGAGAUUUGUUCAACUCUAAGAAGUUACCUAUGGGGCACUGGCCAGGCCUUCUGCAUGUGUCACAUGCCUUACCUGCCAAGGGGAUGGGUGCUGUCUCCAGUCCUGGAGGGGCUCCAGUCUGUGGUGCUCGGGAUGGUGUGGCUGAUUGCUCCCCUAGGACCUUGGCUGUUGCUGUCCCGAUGCAUUCACGCUGUCUCCCCGGCACGGGAGAGUUUUAGUUAUGCUUGGAUGUGUCUCGUUUGUCUGCCCUGUGCAAUGACUCAUAAGGAUGCUUCUUCCCAGAGCAGCCGCUAACUGUUCCCAGAGUCUAUCAUUUCCAAGUAUUUUUAAUCUUUGUUCUUAUUUAUAUACGCUGUGUCAGUACUGUUGCAGACUGUUGCCUUUCUGUGUGUUAUGUGAAAACACCACAUUAAAUGCUUUUAUUUUUA